UGCACAGUUGAGAAAGCCAAGCCAGGACCCGAUGAUAUAUUUCCCACUUUUUUCAUUGGAUUUGGCUGUCACAUGAAACUCGACACAUAUUCAAGAGCAACUUUAGAAACGGAAGAUCAUGUAUGAAAAAGCGAGUGCAUUCGAUCGAAUUUAUAGAAGUUUGCUGCUAUCCAAGUUUUUCACGCGAGGAUGGGGGAAUCCAGCGACGAUCAAACGGCAGUUUGAUUUCCUGAGAGUUCUUGCAGAUCGUUCUUCAUGUCAGCAUCUUGUUAAUGAACACUACCCUGUAAACAUUGAUAGCGAUGUCGAGAAGGGCGAAGUGCGGAUUGUUGACGGAAACUUCAGGUCCCCUUUUGACCGAUACCUUCCUAAUAUCAUGCCAAAAGAGGUCAAAACAGCAAGAUUUCAGCUGAUAGUUCCUACUCGAUGGCCCAGCCAAAGGAAACCAGUAUGUAUCCAUAUGGCGGGUACAGGUGACCAUUUUUUCUGGAGACGGAGGACAUUCCUAGCGAGACCUCUAAUCAAGGAAUACGGCAUCGGGUCAUUGCUGAUUGAGAAUCCAUUCUACGGAUGCAGGAAACCCAAAGAACAGCUACGAUCCAGCUUGCGGCAUGUGAAUGAGUUGUUUGUGAUGGGAGGAGGUCUGAUCCUGGAGGGAUUGGUCAUGCUACAUUGGUGUGAGAAACAAGGCUUUGGACCCCUUGGCCUGACAGGAAUAUCAAUGGGUGGGCAUAUGGCAUCCCUAACAGCAACCAACUGGCAUAAGCCCAUCCCCUUGAUCCCUUGUCUUUCCUGGAGCAGUGCCACACCUGUCUUUACGGAGGGAGUCCUCAGCGGGUCCAUCCCGUGGCCCGUCCUUGUUACUCAGUACAUGGGCCAACACCUGGAGUAUGAGAGGGAGAUCAUGAAAAGGCUGCAGAAGUGCCCCAAGACGGAUGCGUUCAGACUUGGACAGGAGUUUGCCUGGAGCUACCCCGAGAGCCUGGACGAUCUCCAGGAUGUCACAGAUGACCAACCAGCGAGAACCCACCAACAUUCACAUCACAAGAACUCCAAGACUGUGCCAGAGGAUUUGACAAAACCGCCAAGAUGUAACCAAAGCAAGAAUACCGUCCAAGAGUUGAAUCAGUGCAAUGGAAGAACAGAAUCGUGCUCGAUGAGUGACGAGAAACAAAACAAUAAAAGUGCAAUAGAUGAUUGGCCAAUGAGUAAACUGGACUUGCAAGCAGCUGUUGUGAACUCUUUGAAUGGUUCUCCAAGCGAACUUAAUAGAGACUUAGGGAGUUGCCAAACAGACGAUGUUAGAGUAGAAUGUGCGCAAGAUUCAAAGACACAUGUCAGCAACCUGAACAGCUCUUGCAAAGGACCAUCCGCUGUAGAUAGUGAGAUCCACAUUCAUCAUACAAAAUGCAGAUAUACAGAUACAAACAAAGGAUCAACUUUGGAUGUGCAAGAUAUUGCUGGAGUUCAGUUUUCUACAGAUAAAAAUAUUGCAGCCAACCCCAAGAUAUCGGAGAAGAGAAGCGGUGGAACUCAUGAAAAGGAGAAUAAAAAGAGAAAGAACAAAGGGAAGAUCACAGAUAUGGAGAAUUACCAGGAGUUGAAGAAGGAGGCAUUGGAAUUCAUGAGAGGAGUGAUGGAUGUCACUACGUUUGUUGGAAACUUCUCCACUCCCGUGGAUUCUAGCUUGGUGAUCAUCGUUAGCGCCUUGAAGGACGGCUACAUCCCAAGGAAGGGGGUGCCAGGGCUUGAUGAUAUAUGGCCAGGAGUUGAGGUACGAUACAUUGAUGGAGGACACGUUGCAGCCUUUCUCUUCAAGCAGGCAGAAUUCAGGAAAGCUAUAAAUGAUGCCUUCAACAAGUACUUGAUCAAGUAUGAGAGCAUGCCUACAUCUGGAAGCAAAUCAGAUCUGAAAUCAAGGCAGGAAAACAACUAAGGGUGCAUCUAUACUUGUAUUUUCAGGGCCAGAAUAGUAAUAUAAUUUGAACCAUUUAUAUAGCACAUAUAUAUUUACGAAAAGUAUAUGCUACUGUGCUUAAUACUUGGUAUCAUAUUAUUACUUUAACUAAACCACCACAUAGGUGUCAAAGAUCGUUGCAUACCCAUUCAACUAACCUGAAUCAAGUGUCGCCAUUGUGGAUGAAUUUUACUUUUAGCGGAAGGAAAUACUCAACCAAAGAUUCUCUGAUUGAAAGGAGGGAGUCAGAACCACUAACCUUGACACUUUCUCAUAAUCAGUGAACUGAAAUAGUAUCGGCAGGUAUGUUACUCCCAAAUAUUGGGCAAUACUGCUAGCAGACCCAUGCCUGGUAACUGAAUUCAGCCCAUCAAAGUUGAGUGUAGACCAGUUCUGGGCAAUUUUGGUCACAUGAUCUUUUAUUUCUUUCAUUAUGAUAGGCAGAUUUCAAAGCUAGAUAUUAUGUAA
This is a messenger RNA of Lytechinus variegatus (green sea urchin), 2425 nucleotides long. Its product is annotated as protein ABHD18-like. Lineage: Eukaryota; Metazoa; Echinodermata; Echinoidea; Temnopleuroida; Toxopneustidae. The record is from RefSeq and is a predicted model, not a curated record. The transcript has 11 exons. The coding region runs from base 119 to 1936 and encodes 605 amino acids.